AGACGGGGACAAAAAGACAACAAUCACAUGAUGAUGGGGGGUUGAUUUGCAGAAAACCUUUUUAAGCAUUUGGUUUUUAACAUUUUUAAUGAGUACACUAAAAAGUAAAACCUCACUCACCAUUAAAUUCCACGAGCGCUCUCUCUCCCUCUCUCUCUCUCUCUCUCUCCUCUCACACUCUCUCCCUCUUUUCUCUACAACAAAGAUCUGAAAAAGCAAAGCCAAAGACACAUUGGGUUUUUUCCUUUUUUUUUUUUUGUUUUUUUGUUUUUUUUGUUUUUCUGUUGUGGGUAGAAGUGUGUUCUUUGUGUUGUUGUUGAUCCGAACACGUUUGCUUCAGAUUCCCAACCAUUUUUCCUUUUUUGUACAACCCAAAGAACCUGCUUCAUCCUCACAUAUUGGGAUUCGGGUUCUUUCUAGAUUUGCUUGCUUCUUCACCACUCAAGAUUUGUGCGGAUUCAAUAUGCCAAAAUGCGUUUCUUCUGAGAUUGCCUAAUCAGAAUUUUCAUGGCUGGGGAGAUUGAAGAACCCUUUAGCAUUAACUUUCGGGCAGAUUCUUUACACUCUGGCUCUGUAUCAUUUGGAAGGUUUGAAAAUGAGCCUUUAUCUUGGGAAAGGAGGUCAUCUUUCUCACACAAUAGAUAUCUUGAAGAAGUGGAGAAAUGCUCCACACCAGGUUUGGUUGUAGAGAAGAAAGCUUAUUUUGAGGCUCAUUUCAAGAAAAAAGGUCAUUUACAACCAGGUUUGUCCGUCUGCCACUAUGGGACAAGAUGUCAAGUUAGUGAAAAUGAUGGCUUGGAGAACAACAGUGACAGGGAAGAAUUUGAGCAUGUCGAUGAGGAUGGUCAUUAUGCUCACUUUGAUGAAAACCCUCAAGGUUCAGAGUAUCCUGGAGACUAUGAAGUGACAAAAUGUGAAAGAGCUGACCCCGAUGGUUCAGAAUAUCAUCAAGAGUGUGAAGGGGCGGAAUGCGAAAUAGAAGAUUCCAGUGUUUUGUUUUCUUAUCCUAAGAUGGAACCUUCAUUGACUGUUGAUGAUGUUUUGUGGGAUAAUGUUGUUGACUGCAUUAAAUCUGAGACUAUACAUCAAACUGAAACUGGUUGUGACAAGUUUUCUUUGAGUAAUGAUGAAUCAGGGAUAGAAAUAAAUAAGAACCAUGAUGGUAAUGCAGUAAAUGCUGAUAAAUCAUCUCGCUCCAUUGAUUUAUCCCCCAAGACUGAACAAGAAGAAAAAAUUGACAAACCUAAUUUGGAAAGAUUGCGAACGUCUUCUCCCAAGUUGAAGCAUGUUACGGAAUUUAAACCUUCCAAAGCCAAAAUGAUUUGCAAGUCCACCAUUGCUCAUGGACAAAGAAACAUUCCUGGUGGUGUAUCUAAAAGUCCUGCUAAAAACCUUGGCAGAAGGGACAGAGAGGCUCCACGGAGAAUUGAUUCAGCAAAGCAGUCAUCAAAUGCAGCCAUUCCAAGCGUACCUUCUGUUCGCAGCACUCCGAAAAUAGAGGAUUCUCGAGGUAUGAAGGGAAAAUUAGUUCAUGAAAAUAAAAGUGGUGAAAAAGAACUGAAGGGAAAGAAAUUUGGUGAUUCUCUACUUUCUUCAUUGAAUGCUGGACCUAGAGGAAGAAAGACGGCUAGCAGGACUAACCGGGCUGUCAGUUGUACUAAGCCUGCUGCAAAGUCAAGUGCUGCAUCUUUCAGUUUUAAAAGUGAUGAACGAGCAGAAAGGAGAAAAGAGUUCUAUCAGAAGUUGGAGGAAAAAAUGCAUGCUAAGGAAGCUGAGAUGAAUAAGAUACAAGCAAGAACACAGGAAAAGACAGAAGCUGAGAUCAAAAAAUUGCGGAAAAGCCUCAACUUCAAAGCUACACCAAUGCCAUCUUUCUAUCACGUAGCUGUUCCACCAGGAUCUGAUGGGGGCAAGGCUGUAUAUAAUAAGACCAAAGUCACCAAACUAAGAAGUAAGACAAGCAGUUCUGGAAAUGGAGAUUCUUCUGGCCUUUCUUUACAUUUGGAGGCAGGAAAUGAUCAAGAUCCCACUGCCAGUGCUUCUGUAAAUACGAUCGAGUCACUCGACCUAUCAGGAGAAACUGACUGUGCAACAUCUAAGCUAUCUGAAGCUCCAAAUCCAUUGACCAACAAAGUCUGCUCCCCAGAAGCAUCGGCAAGAAAUAAUGUCUCCAAGAAGAAAGAAAAAGAGAGAGAUGCUAGUCAGCUCAAGCAUCGAGUAUCAGAGAGUAAUAAGGUGGCAAAAUGCCAGGGAGUUGAUGGAAAGCAGAGAAGUGGUGUCCAAAGAAGUAGCAACAACAUGGCAAGGAAAGGUGUAAAAGGAAUUGGGAUUGGAAGCAAUGCUGGAAUGGGUCAUCUCACAGUUCGUGUUUCGUCCUGAAGAAAUGUACCCCUUUUCACCUGCAAUCCACGAUCUCCUUCCCUCAAGUGAUCAUCAUUGCCAUCACUUAUUUCUGGAAAGCUUGUAUCACACAACAAUUUCCACCAUGUGAAAGUGAAUAAUAGAGAUAUGGAGGAAGUAGGUAAGGUCUACAUUUCCUUCAAUUUAUAGUAAUGGUAAGAAAUGGUUUGGUCGGUAUUCCAUUUCAUCACCAUGAAUGUUAUAGUCUCACAUUGUCUAUGUAAGCAGAAGGUAAGGAAACAUUUAGAUGGAUAGAUAAUAAUAAUAAUAAUGCUGUUUGAGAGA
Messenger RNA from Ziziphus jujuba (common jujube), 2685 nucleotides. RefSeq names its product protein WVD2-like 7. The coding region runs from base 508 to 2379 and encodes 623 amino acids. The transcript is spliced from 10 exons. The record is from RefSeq and is a predicted model, not a curated record. Lineage: Eukaryota; Viridiplantae; Streptophyta; Magnoliopsida; Rosales; Rhamnaceae.